GACGGUUUCUGUUUUAGCGUCAAUACCUUGAGGUGUUUGUGAGUCCGACCUAUUUUGCAAUUGUCUGCAAAAUCUGAACACGAGUCGUGGAAUCGGUUGUGAGACAAAUACUUUAGAGUUUGAAUUCAUAUUAAAGUCUAAAAUAUAUAUCAAUUUUUUUUGUUAUUUAAACACUUGUAUUGAUAAUCGCUAUCAUUAAUAUAAGCAAAGAAUGGCAGAAAAGAUUAAAUGUGGGCCUAUAGUGGAGAUGCAGGGCGAUGAGAUGACCAGGAUAAUAUGGGACCUAAUUAAAGAGAAACUCAUCUUCCCGUUCAUCAACGCUGAGCUCCACUUCUUUGAUUUGGGGAUUGAGAACAGGGACGCCACCAAUGAUGAGGUGACCAUCGAGUGCGCCAAAGCUAUUCUCAAAUACAACGUCGGCGUCAAGUGUGCGACCAUUACUCCCGAUGAGAAGAGGGUCGAGGAAUUCAAUCUCAAACAGAUGUGGAAAUCCCCGAACGGAACCAUUCGUAACAUAUUGGGCGGCACUGUCUUCAGGGAACCAAUUAUGUGUAAAAAUAUUCCACAAGUGGUUCCCGGCUGGAAGAAACCCAUUAUUAUCGGUAGACAUGCUUUUGGCGAUCAGUACAAAGCUACCGAUUUUGUUGUGCCGGGGAAUGGAAAGCUGGAGAUAAAGUGGACCCCAGCGGCCGGUGGAGAGCCUAUCAAUUACACCGUCUAUGACUUCAAGGAUGGGGGAGGAGUAUCCCUAUCGAUGUACAACACCGACUCCAGCAUUACGUCGUUCGCGGAGGCGUCCCUUCAGUACGCUUUGGACCGCAAAUACCCGCUGUAUAUGAGUACUAAGAAUACCAUUUUGAAGAAAUAUGACGGAAGGUUCAAAGAUAUCUUCCAAGAGAUAUAUGAGAAGCAAUAUAAGGCCCGGUAUGAGGCGGCGGGCAUUUGGUACGAGCACCGGCUCAUCGACGACAUGGUGGCCCAGGCCUUGAAAUCUGAGGGGGGCUUCAUGUGGGCGUGCAAGAACUAUGACGGCGACGUCCAGUCAGACUCCAUCGCUCAGGGCUACGGCUCACUCGGAAUGAUGACAUCGGUGUUGGUCUGUCCGGACGGCAAGACCAUUGAGGCGGAGGCGGCCCACGGGACGGUCACUCGUCACUACCGGUUCCAUCAGCAGAAUAAGGAGACGUCCACUAAUCCGAUCGCAUCCAUCUUCGCGUGGACUCGAGGUCUGCUCCAUAGGGCUAAACUCGACGCCAACCCACCGUUGGCUCACUUCGCACAGACUCUGGAGAAGGUGUGCGUCGACACCAUUGAGGCCGGUUUCAUGACCAAAGACCUGGCCAUCUGUAUUAAGGGCAUGAAUGGCAACAGGGACGCCACCAAUGAUGAGGUGACCAUCGAGUGCGCCAAAGCUAUUCUCAAAUACAACGUCGGCGUCAAGUGUGCGACCAUUACUCCCGAUGAGAAGAGGGUCGAGGAAUUCAAUCUCAAACAGAUGUGGAAAUCCCCGAACGGAACCAUUCGUAACAUAUUGGGCGGCACUGUCUUCAGGGAACCAAUUAUGUGUAAAAACAUUCCACAAGUGGUUCCCGGCUGGAAGAAACCCAUUAUUAUCGGUAGACAUGCUUUUGGCGAUCAGUACAAAGCUACCGAUUUUGUUGUGCCGGGGAAUGGAAAGCUGGAGAUAAAAUGGACCCCAGCGGCCGGUGGAGAGCCUAUCAAUUACACCGUCUAUGACUUCAAGGAUGGGGGAGGAGUAUCCCUAUCGAUGUACAACACCGACUCCAGUAUUACGUCGUUCGCGGAGGCGUCCCUUCAGUACGCUUUGGACCGCAAAUACCCGCUGUAUAUGAGUACUAAGAAUACCAUUUUGAAGAAAUAUGACGGAAGGUUCAAAGAUAUCUUCCAAGAGAUAUAUGAGAAGCAAUAUAAGGCCCGGUAUGAGGCGGCGGGCAUUUGGUACGAGCACCGGCUCAUCGACGACAUGGUGGCCCAGGCGUUGAAGUCUGAGGGGGGGUUCAUGUGGGCGUGCAAGAACUAUGACGGUGACGUCCAGUCAGACUCCAUCGCUCAGGGCUACGGCUCACUCGGAAUGAUGACAUCGGUGUUGGUCUGUCCGGACGGCAAGACCAUUGAGGCGGAGGCGGCGCACGGGACGGUCACUCGUCACUACCGGUUCCAUCAGCAGAAUAAGGAGACGUCCACUAAUCCGAUCGCAUCCAUCUUCGCGUGGACUCGAGGUCUGCUCCAUAGGGCCAAACUCGACGCCAACCCACCGUUGGCUCACUUCGCACAGACUCUGGAGAAGGUGUGCGUCGACACCAUUGAGGCCGGUUUCAUGACCAAAGACCUGGCCAUCUGUAUUAAGGGCAUGAAUGGCGUGGAAAGAGGCGACUAUUUGAAUACAUUUGAAUUUCUUGACAAAUUGGCUGAAAAUUUGAGGGCAGAGUUGAAGAGAAAAUGA
Messenger RNA from Oppiella nova, 2464 nucleotides. The record is from the annotation of a GenBank genome assembly. Lineage: Eukaryota; Metazoa; Arthropoda; Arachnida; Sarcoptiformes; Oppiidae.